Messenger RNA from Anneissia japonica, 1692 nucleotides. RefSeq lists its product as uncharacterized. Bases 788 to 1219 code for a protein of 143 amino acids. NCBI's taxonomy places the organism in Eukaryota, Metazoa, Echinodermata, Crinoidea, Comatulida, Comatulidae. The transcript is spliced from 4 exons. The record is from RefSeq and is a predicted model, not a curated record.
AUUAUUUUGUGGUGAUUGAAAUAAUAAAAAGGUAGGAUGCACCCACGAAAGAGAAAAGAAAGAAAAUUUAGACGACAUGUACUACAGCAUUAAACACGAAAUCACGAGCGCUGCAACUAUAUUGUCAAAACAAUUAACCACAAAAGCACAAUACAAAACAUUCAACAGACACAACACUCAAAAAAAAAAAUAAUUGGAGGUAAUAGGAAAACAAUUGAGUGUUGAGUGCAGGUUUGAAAAGAUUUGGAUCAGAAAUAUCUCUAAGUUCAGUUGGGAGAUUAUUUCGAAAUCUAGCAGCACAACAUUAAAACGAAAACUUCCGAUUCUCUAGCCUACCAUCGGCUAGAAAACCCAUUGUUUACGACGCGACGACGCCGACAGCCUACUACUAAAAUUGAGCAAUAUAUUUUACAGUACUUACAGUCAAAAAAGUGCAUGAGCGUUUUACAAGCACACUGGAAUAUCCAAUAUCCAAUUCGAAAUAUAAAGAUAUUCAUAAUAUCAACGGUAUACACACAUUUGGACAGAAUUUACAAAGGAAAGCCGUAAUCCAUUUAUCCAUCCCCAUGGAGAUAAAGACUGUUGUUGGCAAAACGAUCACGCAUCAAUGAUCACAGAUAAGUUCUAUGUAAAAGUUGCUAUAGUAAUGAAUGGAUCCGUCUGUUCAUUCAGAGCCGUUGAUACGAUUGCUUCUGCUUCUGCUGCUGUUGUUUUUGUCGUCGAACUGCAAAUUCAGACUUGAAGCUCAAUUUUAGAUUAUGUUUAUGUGCUGAUAUUAUAGUUCAUAAUGAGCUGUACACCAGUUGAAGUUACAUUUGCCGAUGAAGGAUGGGUAGUAAACAGUACAGAGAUUGUCCUUUCUUCUAUUUUUGGUAUCAUUGUUGGCAUUUUUAUUGCUCUUCUCUGUGUAAGAUGUUUCUUCAGGGAACUUGCCAAAGCCAGAGAUCAAAAAUCUUCAAAUGUUGUCAUGAUGGAAGGAUCAACCAACUACAAAUCAUCAGUCAUGCCAUCGUUAAGAAACCUAGAAAAUGACAAAAUGCCAGUGAUGAACAUUAAAGAUGAAAGUGACACCUCAUCACAGAAAACAAAAUCGAGAAUGGGAAACAGUAGUGACGAUGAAGAAGGUAGCAAUAAGAUGGAGAAUUUUGAUGCCGACUCGCUCAACCAGAAAAUAAAUGGAGAUGGUCUUAUUGUAGCCCUAGCCAAUACAGGAAGGUAAUUCAACCUAUUUUUUUAAGCACUAUAUAAAUUGAAUAUAUUGAGAUUUUAAAUCUCAGAGCAAAACAAAAUAUUAAUAAUAAUAAUUUUGAAUUUAUAUUCAUAUAGCAAUUAGGAAUUUAUUCAAAUCAUAGACAUUUAAGACAUUAAAUUUGUUAAACAGUAAUUUGAAACGGGAAUGAUACCCCUGCACAAAUUCGGAGAGCACGCUUUUGUAAUUCAAAGAGGCGAUCAAUGAAUGUGGUUGCCAAACUUAUCCAGGGGCACAGGGUUUCAAAUUUGACUAGAGUGUAACGGCCCAGCUAUGUUGAUGUAAGAAAGGUAAAGAAAAACUAAAGUAUUAUAUGAAGUUAGCAAUUUUGUAUAAUGAUUGAUUGAUUGAUUGAUUUAUUUAUUUAUUUUCCACAUAAUGAACAAAAACAAACAUAUACAUGAUCAAACAUAUUCAAAAAAUCUAUGUGGAUGGAGACCACA